Messenger RNA from Bursaphelenchus xylophilus (pine wood nematode), 666 nucleotides. Lineage: Eukaryota; Metazoa; Nematoda; Chromadorea; Rhabditida; Aphelenchoididae. The record is from the annotation of a GenBank genome assembly.
AUGGCUGUCGGUGGAACGGUGAGUGAGACUCUGAGCGGAUCGGGCGUAGAUGGCAGGUUCUUCCGGAGCUUGUUUCUGCUGAGAAGAGUCUCUUGGAAUGGACCCAUCUUGACCGGCUGAUCUGCUCCUUUAGGACCGAAAAUAAUGAAUGGUUUUGUAGAAAAAAUCCGUUGAGAACAUCAACUCCCGCUUGGCUAUGGUCACCAAGUCCGGAAAGUACUGUCUCGGAUACAAACAGACCUUGAGAACUCUGCGCUCCGGCAAGGCUAAGCUGGUCAUCAUCAGCAGCAACACUCCAGCCAUCAGGUAGUUAUUUUUGGCUUGCUUUUUUUGACUUUUAGGCGUAUUAGAUAAAAAGUUGUACAAAAAAUCCUACAAAGCGCUUUUGUACGAUUUAGGCAAUAGAAAUGUGUCGAAGACCUUUUUAAAUAAAACUUCUUACUCUUGAGGUGAUAAUAAUCUCAAAUUUUGCUUUUUUUUACCCAAAAUCUUUUCAGACGCUCCGAGAUUGAGUACUACGCCAUGUUGUCCAAGACCGGAGUCCACGAGUACCACGGAAACAACAUCGAGCUCGGAACCGCUUGCGGUAAACUCUUCCGAGUCUCCAUGCUCUCCAUCACCGACCCCGGAGACUCUGACAUCAUCCGUGUUAUCCCCUCUGAAUAA